Molecule: messenger RNA, 3588 nt
Organism: Zerene cesonia (dogface butterfly)
Lineage: Eukaryota; Metazoa; Arthropoda; Insecta; Lepidoptera; Pieridae
Product: E3 ubiquitin-protein ligase MARCHF6
Exons: 10
Coding region: 225-2804 (859 amino acids)
Cellular component (GO): endoplasmic reticulum membrane
Molecular function (GO): zinc ion binding
Source: RefSeq, a predicted model, not a curated record
ACUGAAGUUCGUGUCGUGAUAGUUCUGUGGUACCUACUACAAACAAAUAGCAAAUUCCAUAAUUUUCGAUAUAAAUCAUUUUGUUACGUGUUGUUUAUCGUGCGUAGAGGUGUGUGCUAAUGAGUAAUGUUUUUAUUCUGAUACUGCAUUGAAUACUAGUCUUAUACAGUUUUAAAACAAUAUUGCAGAUCGUAUAACAAACCUGACAAACUGGAUUGCGAAUAAUGAUGGACUCGGACUCGUCCGGUGCGGACUUUUGUCGCUUCUGUAGAUCAGAGGCUUCGUCCGACCGGCCACUAUUUCAUCCGUGUAUAUGUACGGGUUCAAUAAAAUGGAUUCACCAGGAAUGUUUAGUGCAAUGGAUGCGAUAUUCACGAAAAGAAAUAUGCGAACUUUGCGGUCAUCGCUUCUCGUUCAUGCCCAUCUAUUCUCCGGAUAUGCCUCGCAGACUGCCCUUACGUGAUGUUGUUGGUGGAUUAGUGACAUCCGUCGCAUCAGCGGUGAAAGAUUGGCUUCACUACACACUCGUCGCCCUCGCCUGGCUUGGAAUAGUCCCAUUAACUGCGUGUAGGACGUAUCGCUGUUUAUUUUCUGGUUCAUUAGACCCAGUGAUAUCUCUACCAUUCGACAUAGUCUCAGCUGAGAACUUGGCGAAAGAUGUUUUCUCUGGAUGCUUUGUUGUUACAUGCACUCUAUUCUCGUUUAUUGGUUUGGUGUGGCUGAGAGAGCAGAUUAUGCAUGGUGGCGGCCCAGAUUGGAUGGAGAGGGAAAAUUUACCAGCACCACCAGCUGAAGAGCCUUUACAGGAUAAUAACAAUGAGAAUAUUAAUGAAGGAGCUGUUGAUGAUGUUGGAGCAAGAGAAGAGCCAAAUGGUGAAGCUGCAGAGGAUCCAUUGGUGGGUGAUGAAGCAAACUGGAACCCAAUGGAAUGGGAUCGGGUAGCUGCAGAAGAGUUAACUUGGGCUAGGUUAUUGGGGUUGGAUGGGUCAAUGGUGUUUCUAGAACAUGUGUUUUGGGUUGUAUCUCUGAAUACAUUGUUUAUUGUUGGAUUUGCUUUCUGUCCCUAUCAAAUAGGGCAGCUUGGGGCUACAGUAGCUGGACUUACUGCAGAGGGACCUUUUGCUGGUCCUUUGAAAGCAUUAUCAGGAUAUGUUAUUGUUGCUGCGCUGUUGGCCAUACUUCACGCUAUGGCAUCGUUGCUAAGGCUGAGAAGUGCUAAAAAGGCUCUGGGAUUCUGCUAUGUCGUUGUAAAAGUGGCUCUACUAUCUGUUGUUGAAAUUGGUGUUAUCCCACUAGUAUGCGGGUGGUGGUUAGACCUAUGCUCCCUAUCGAUGUUUGAUGCAACACUGAAAGACAGGGAGACGAGUCUCCAUGCAGCUCCGUGGACUCUAAUGUUCAUCCACUGGCUUGUUGGAAUGGUGUAUGUCUACUAUUUUGCAUCUUUCAUAUUGCUGCUGCGAGAAGUGCUAAGGCCUGGUGUACUUUGGUUCUUGAAGAACUUGAAUGAUCCUGAUUUUAGUCCCGUUCAGGAAAUGAUACACCUACCAGUGUGGUCACACAUCCGACGUCUGAUUGUAUCAGCCAUGGUGUUUGGAACGGCAGUACUCUUCAUGCUGUGGCUGCCGAUCAGAGUGAUCAAAUAUGUUCUGCCUGGAUUCUUACCAUAUGCAGUGGCGGUACAUACUGAGGCACCGGUUAAUGAACUUAGCUUGGAGUUGCUUUUAUUGCAAGUAAUCCUCCCCGCGCUUCUGGAACAAUCCCACACGCGCACGUGGCUGAAGGCGGGGCUGCGCGCGUGGUGCGCGUGCGCGGCGGGCGCGCUCGGCCUGCGCUCGUACCUGCUCGGCCAGGCCAGUCGGCAGGCGGACCAGCACCCGCCGCCGCACCCGCCGCACCAGCUGGGCGCUGCUCACCAGGCAUUAAUGUGGCGGGAAGGACCUGCCGGGUUUGAACCUUACGUCCGCGUGUCGUGGUUCCCGCUCCGCUUGACAGCUCUACUCGGCUUUGUGUCCAUAUCCCUUGUGCUCGCCAGUGCACUUACUUUGGUUAUACCAGUAGCGAUUGGCAGGAAGGUUAUGGCGCUAUGGCUGCCAAAAGCCUCCGAAGGCGUACACGAAUUAUACACGGCGGCUUGCGGCAUGUACGUGUGCUGGGCGGUGGGGCGCGGCGGCGCGCUGGCGGCGGGCUGGGCGCGCGGCGGGCGCGCGGCGCUGCUGGCGCGCGCGGCGCUGUGGGCGCGCCGGGCCGCGCGCGCCGCGCUCGCCGCGCUCGCGCUGCUCGGCCUCGUGCCGCUGCUCUUCGGCUUGCUGCUCGAGCUGGUCCUUGUGAUACCUCUAAGAGUGCCGCUAGAACAAUCACCAGUGUUAUUCGUAUGGCAAGACUGGGCGUUGGGUGUGCUCUACACUAAGAUAGUGUGCGCUCUCACUAUGAUGGGCCCGGACUGGAGCAUGCGACGCGCUAUUGAAAAGGCGUAUAGAGACGGCAUUAGGGAAAUGGACCUUAAGUUCAUCCUGCUUGCGGUGGCGGCGCCGCUGGUGCGCUGGCUGGGGCUGGCGCUGGCGGUGCCGUACGCGUUCGCGCACAGCGUGGCGCCGCUGGGCGUGCAGUCGGCGGCGCAGCGCAACCUGCUGGCGCGCCGCGUCUACCCCGCGCUGCUCGUCAUCUCCGUGCUCGCCGCGCUCGCUGUCUUCCAGAUCCGUCAAUUCCGAAAGCUGUAUGAGCACAUCAAGAACGACAAAUACCUCGUGGGGCAGCGCCUCGUGAACUACGACCACCGGCGACACAAGCACGUCUCGUCGCACUGAGUCUAUCCCUCUCGCACUUGUGAUAUUUUUAUUUGUAAGACAAGGACGGGUGUAUUCCCGAAUUGAUUCGAUUGUUGUAGAUCUAUGAGGAUUUAAAUGCGAUGUCAUUAAAUAAUAGAAAUGGCGCGAAAUUGUGUUUCUUGGGUAGUAUUGUUAUAAGAACAUGGUUUAUUGAAGUCGAUCGUUUUUCGUUUUAAGUAAAAGGAAGGUUUUUUAGUGUUUGUGUUCACCAUCAUUGAAAGACAUUUGUGAAAUAAAUAUUUUAGAUGUGUAUGUCGGAUUCGCCAAAAUGCACCAUUAGUUCAUUAUUUUAGUGCAAAAAUGAUGCUGUAAAUUAAAGCUUGGAGAUCCCUGGUUAUAUUAGGCUAUCGUUAUUUUAUAUUUGUAUAUGAUUGUAAUUCCAAAAAGAUAAUUUAUUGUAAAUUGUUCGGAAAACAUUGUGUUUUUUUUAUUAGGAAGUUUACUAACAGAAUAGUUUUUGCCUAAUUUGGAAUUUGAGAAAAAAUUUCUCAUGUUGCAAUUUUAUUUUGUAGAGGUGAACCAUACAAACACUAGUACAUAUUGUAUAUAUUCAACUGUUGUAUUGUUCGCCAUUUUUAUUAUUUUACAUAAAUUGCCAAUUACAACAUUUAAUUUAAUUCAUUUAAUGUGUUUAUUUUUAUAACCGUAUUUUAUUUUCAUUAAAUGCUCAUUCAUUCAAUAUAAAUAUAGAUACAAGAUGGUUAAGGUAAUCCUCGUCUCAGCACUUAGCUUAUAAUUCUUGUGAUUAAAUCGUUAAAUAUUA